AUGCAAGACUCAGAACCGACGAUAUCGAUAUCCCAACCAGAGGAACAAGAGUUUCGGCGAUAUGUGAAUCUUAGCAUCGAGUGGAAUCGAUGGCUUCUGAAACCAAUUGGUGCCUGGCCGCAUUCGCUUAAUAUUUCAUGGAUAGAAAAAUGUUUCACUUGGUUGGUGCACGUUGUAUGUUACGGUUUAAUUAGUUUUAUUUUCAUACCCUGUACUCUCCACACGAUACUAGAUGUGGAAGAUACUUACAAUAAAAUCAAAUCAUUCGGUCCGCUGAGCUUCUGCGUGAUGAAUUUUAUAAAAUAUUAUUCGUUAAUCUUUCACGUGAACGAUAUUCGUAAAUGCAUUAAAUAUAUCGAAUGGGAUUGGAGGAACAUUAAACACGUCGAAGACAGAUCCAUCAUGGUGGCCAACGCAAAUUUCGCGAAACGAUUAGUGAAGUUCUGCACCUUUUUCGUGGGCGGCAGUUUCGUUUUCUACCAUAUCGUUGUACCUAUAAACGUUGGAAAAGUGGUGGACGAAAAUUUGACGUUCAUUCCGAUGGUGUGGCCUUGCUCGAGACUCAUAGUUGACACCCGUCAUAGCCCGGUUAACGAGAUCUUCCUUUCGAUACAAGUACUCGCAGGUCUUGUAAUUCAUACCAUUGCCGCUGGUACUUGCGGUUUGAUAGCUGCUUUCUCUGUGCAUGUUUGCGGCCAGAUAAAAGUUUUGAUGUGCUGGAUAAGAUAUUUGGUAGAUGGCCGAUCAGAUAUGUGCAAAACUGUGGAUGGCCGAAUCGCGAGCAUCGUGUGUCAUCAUGUUCGGAUAUUGAAAUGCGUAGCUCUCAUCGAGAAAACAACAACGCAAAUAUCUCUCGUAGAAGUUUCAGGAUCCACGUUAGGUAUAUGUCUUCUUGGCUACUACAUUAUCAUGGAAUGGAAAGCAAAUGACUUAGCUGCUUCUGCGACAUACAGCGUGAUACUCGUCUCGUACCUCUUCAACAUCUUUAUAUUUUGUUAUAUAGGCGAGCUUGUCGCAGAACUGUGCAGAAGUAUUGGCGAAAUGUCCUACACGAUUGAGUGGUAUCGCUUACCGAGAAGAAGAAGACCCGGCGUUAUCCUGAUAAUCGCGAUGUCGAAUGCAACGAUGAAGCUUACAGCUGGAGGUAUGAUCAAACUGUGUUUCACAAGUUUCAGUGACGUUGUUAAAACAUCGGUGGCAUUCCUAAACAUGUUGCGGACAUUGGCUUAA
Molecule: messenger RNA, 1230 nt
Organism: Hylaeus anthracinus
Lineage: Eukaryota; Metazoa; Arthropoda; Insecta; Hymenoptera; Colletidae
Product: odorant receptor 22c-like
Exons: 5
Coding region: 1-1230 (409 amino acids)
Biological process (GO): detection of chemical stimulus involved in sensory perception of smell; sensory perception of smell
Cellular component (GO): plasma membrane
Molecular function (GO): odorant binding; olfactory receptor activity
Source: RefSeq, a predicted model, not a curated record